Messenger RNA from Saccharomyces kudriavzevii IFO 1802, 1497 nucleotides. It is a transcript of the gene UBX5, whose product is annotated as DNA protein crosslink repair co-factor UBX5. The transcript has a single exon. The coding region runs from base 1 to 1497 and encodes 498 amino acids. Gene Ontology annotation, cellular component: nucleus. The record is from RefSeq and is a predicted model, not a curated record. Gene Ontology annotation, molecular function: ubiquitin binding. Gene Ontology annotation, biological process: proteasome-mediated ubiquitin-dependent protein catabolic process. NCBI's taxonomy places the organism in Eukaryota, Fungi, Ascomycota, Saccharomycetes, Saccharomycetales, Saccharomycetaceae.
AUGUCGGCGGGAAAGACAGACGAGUUCAUGGCCAUCACGGGCGCUGAUGACGCCGCUAUUGCCACCCAAUUCAUAGAAAUGGCUGACGGUAACUUGGACACUGCCAUAUCGUUGUUUUUUGAAAACGGUGGGGCUGCCUUGCUGAGCAGCAACAAUACCCCUGCCCCAUCUAAUUCCGCUUCAACCGCUACUGUUUCUGCAGACGCAGAUGCAGAUGCGCAAUUAGCUGAGAGAUUACAGAGGGAAGCUUAUCAACAGCAACAACAUGACGAAGAUUAUGUUAGGCCACCUGAUGAGGCAAGGCAUGAAGUACUCACUGAGAAUUCCGGGUUCCCAACUUCUUAUCGCGGCAUUGGGGGGCAGUUCGAGCCGUUGCAUAGAAUAAACGAUAUGUUUGACGAAACAAGACCGGAGAGCAUUUUCAAUCAACGAUUGGACGAUGCAAACACCACAACUUACAUCAAUGAUGACUCUUCAGAUUCUCUGGAAUUCUCUGAGGAGGAUAAUGACGAUGAAUACGAAUACGUGGAAGAGCCAGUUAUUGAACUUGACGAAGAUGGUAACAUCAAGGAAUAUACCAAAUUGGUGAGAAAGCCCAAAUUCAUAUCCAAGGAGCAAAAGCUGGCCUUGUUAUUCAAGCCUCCAUUUUCCAUCAUGUCCAAAUUAGAUUUAGACGCGGCAAAGCAAAAGGCAAGGGCAAAGCAAAAAUGGAUAAUGAUUAACAUCCAGGAUUCAGGAAUAUUUCAGUGCCAGGCCCUCAACAGAGAUCUGUGGUCGUCCAGGCCAGUCAGAACCAUAAUAAAAAAGAAUUUUAUUUUUUUGCAGUACCAGUAUGAAUCGCGCAGCGCUCAGCCCUAUCUACAAUUUUAUCACUUGAAUAAUAAAGAUGAUUUACCUCACAUUGCCAUCCUGGACCCAAUCACAGGUGAACGUGUUAAGCAAUGGAAUAGGGUUGUUCCUAUACCGGGACAAUUCAUUUCAGAGAUUAAUGAGUUCCUAGCUUCGUUUUCGUUAGAUCCUAAGGUUCCCAACCCGACAGUCAACGAACCUCCCCCUAAAUUGGAUCCAACGACCCUAACUGAAGAGCAGCAAAUGGAAUUGGCCAUUAAAGAGUCAUUAAAUACUAAUGCCAUUGAACCAACCCAAGGGGGGGUACCGAAGAUGGGCGAGGGGCAUGAAAAUGCACAAGAGAUGGAUCCCUUCGAUACUAUUGAAGUUAAAAUGCACCCCGAACCGCCAAACAAACCAGGACUAACCACAAGAAUUCAAAUACGUACUGGUGACGGCUCUAGACUAGUCCGCAGAUUCAACGCCCUGGAAGACACUGUGCGUACCAUUUAUGAAGUUGUCAAGACAGAAAUGGACGGUUUUGCAGAUGCGAAAUUCACUCUGAAUGAUCACCGAAGAGAGGAUCUGAUUGAUAAAUUGAACAUAACCAUAGGGGACGCCGGCCUAAAAAACAGUUCCCUCCUACUGGAAAAAGUAGACACCGAGUGA